AUGGGGGGUGCUGCGGAUCCGCGACACAACCUCUCCUUCAUCGUUGAGCAAACUGUUACCUUGGGGAAGCCAGUCAUUGGUGUUAGCCUCAAUUAUGGCCUCUCAGCAUUUGGGUUUCCUGUGGGUAAAGAGGCCAUGAAAGAAGGAGUAACAAAUCUAGGAUUUCGUGAUCAAAGACUUGCGCUCAGCUGGAUCAACGAGAAUAUCGGAGCCUUUGGAGGCGACUCCGAAAAAGUAACCAUCUUUGGGGAGAGCUCCGGCGCGGAAAGUGUUGCUGCCCAAAUGUUGGCGUACAACGGUUGGGCGAAACGAUGGCCUUUUCAGGGGAGCUAUGGGGCAGUCAGAGGCUUCGGUGCGCCCCUUGGUCGAUAUCCUGGUGGCUUCAAUGCAACUGAAGCCCUGCAGAAUACUUAUGGCGAUUUUGUCAGCUCGGUUCCAUCGUGUGAGAAACUGGCCGGAUCAGCAUCGACUCUAGACUGCCUACGUAGAGCGCCCAACGAGGAGAUUGACACAACAUUGCGAUCCAGCACUUCUCAAAGAUGGGCCCCUGUCUUGGAUGAUGACUUUUUUGCGGACUAUACCACGAACCAAUUAUAUAGUGGACGGUUCGUCAAGAUCCCGGUUCUUAUAGGAGCGAAUACAGAUGAAGGAACGUCUGUUGGUUUUUAG
Molecule: messenger RNA, 669 nt
Organism: Fusarium verticillioides 7600
Lineage: Eukaryota; Fungi; Ascomycota; Sordariomycetes; Hypocreales; Nectriaceae
Exons: 2
Coding region: 1-669 (222 amino acids)
Source: RefSeq, a predicted model, not a curated record